This is a messenger RNA of Rattus rattus (black rat), 2464 nucleotides long. It is a transcript of the gene Kcnrg, whose product is annotated as potassium channel regulator. The transcript is spliced from 2 exons. NCBI's taxonomy places the organism in Eukaryota, Metazoa, Chordata, Mammalia, Rodentia, Muridae. Gene Ontology annotation, molecular function: protein binding. Gene Ontology annotation, biological process: protein homooligomerization; negative regulation of delayed rectifier potassium channel activity. Gene Ontology annotation, cellular component: endoplasmic reticulum. Bases 2 to 808 code for a protein of 268 amino acids. The record is from RefSeq and is a predicted model, not a curated record.
GAUGAGUGGUCAGGAACUGGUCACUUUGAAUGUGGGAGGGAAGAUAUUCACAACGAGGCUCUCCACCCUCAAGCAGUUCCCUGCCUCUCGGCUGGCAGGCAUGUUAGAUGGCAGAGACCAAGAGUUCAAGACGGUUGAUGGGCAGAUUUUUGUGGACAGAGAUGGUGCUUUAUUUAGUUUCAUUUUAGAUUUUAUGAGAAAUCACGAGCUGCUGUUACCCUCGGACUUCUCAGACCAUCUUAGGCUCCAGAGAGAGGCUCUUUUCUAUGAACUUGACUCUCUUGUUGAUCUCUUAAACCAAUAUCUGCUCCAAUCAGGAUCUGCGAGAUCUGCUGUCGUGGAGGUGCAUUUCCUAAACCGAAAUACUCAAGCCUUCUUUAGAGUGUUCUGCUCUUGUAGCAAGACAAUCGAGAUGCUGACUAGGAGGAUUACAAUGUUUGUAGAGCAGCCCGCUGCACUGGCCAGCGAUAGCAAUUCCCCUCAGGUGGCUUUACCUCCACAGAGACCUUCUCACCAUGACCUGCUCUUCCACUGUGGCUCUGAUGGUGCUGCUGAGAACCAUGCUGGAGUCAGGUACAUUUCCAUAAAGCCUGAUAACCGGAAACUGGCCAAUGGAACAAAUGUCUUGGGCCUCCUGAUCGACACUUUAUUAAAGGAAGGCUUUCGUCUGGUCAGCACUAGAGCACCAGCCUCUGGAGACAAAAGUGAAUAUUAUGUCUUUGAAAGGAUAAAGAGCCCUCAAGUCCUUGGGAUCAAUAUAACACCGAGAUCAGAAACUACCACCAUGCCAGUGCCAUCUCGGAAGUGACACUGCUCUUCUUUGGGAAUUCCAUAUCAGGACAUGUCAGAUUUGUACUCAGUCGAACUUCAGGUUUCCCUAGCAGUGCUUAAAGUCACACUGCCUGUUCUCUCAAAACAGCACUGUACUUUAUGCUUUGGCGUUUGCUCUUUUCUCCAUGAACUCUCAAAGCUUUUAGAAAUAGGCUCUGGACUUGAACUGUAUCUAAUCCUAGUUUAGUCAUUUAUUAGCUAUGUGACUUAAUUGAGACAUUUAACAUUUCUGUGUUUUAACUUUUAUCUAUUAACUAGGGACAAAAACUAACUCCCCUUGUAGGGUUAUGAGGUUGGUGGUUAAAGGAGACAAAGUCCUCAUUAUGUUGUCUGGCAUGCGGUAGGCAUUCAGUAACUGUUAUUGAUGAUAAUGAUCAUGGGUCACUUGCUUUCAAACCCAUCUCUUCUCCAGGCCUUGUUUUCUCCCUUGCCUUUUAUUUCUCUGCAGUGUCCGUGCCUUAGGGUUUUAUUGCUGUAAGGAGACACCAUGACCAUGGCAACUCUAAUAAAGGCAAACAUUUACUUGGGGCUGGCAGUUUCAGAGGUCUAGUUCAUUUUCAUCACAGUGGUAAACAUGGCAGUAUCCAGACAGACAAGGUGCUGGAGGGGCCAAGAAUUCUACAUCCUGAUCCCUAGGCAACAGAAGGGAACUAUGUGUCACACUGAGCAUAGCUUGAGCAUAGAAGAUCUCAAGCCUGCCUCCCCAGUGACACACUUCCUCCAACAAGGCCAUACUUCCUAAUAGUGCCUACUCUCUAUGGGCCAAGCAUUCAAACAUGAGUCUAUUGGAGGCCACAACUAUUCAAACCACCACGUGAUUCACCCUUCAUGCAUACAAAGCAAGCCCUCUAUGACUAUGAUUGUACCCCUCAGCAGAUGAUUCUUCUGUAUAGACAUAUAUCAUCAUAAAACCAGGUUUUCUUCACUAAUGUAAGUUCUAUGAAAAGUUUAUAAUGCUCCUAUACAUACAGUAUUGUGCUAAACUUAUAAAUCAUACAGUAUAUACAUUCAGUGAAAAGCUUUGGAACAAUAUUUAAAAUACAUAGAACUUUGUGUUUUAUUUGUAUAAAACACUAGGAUAAGCACCUGAGAGAAAGUAUUUCAUCAAGAGGCUCCUAGUGUUUGCUUAUAGUUGAGUGAAAAGCUGUUGUGUAUAAGCACUUCAAAGUGUGCAAGUCAUUCAAGAACAUAUUUUAAAUAUUUUUCUUAGGUAGGGUUACUAUGGCUGUGAUGAGACAACAUGACCAAAGGUAAAUUGUGGAGGAAAGUUUAUUUGGCUUACACUUUUGUGGGGGUCCCUACAAACAUGAGACUAGCCAUCCAUGUGAGGCAAGGAGAUCCAGUUCAACAUGAUUCAGCGAGCCUGUGUUGGUCCAAACUUGAAUCUGACACCAGGCAGUUUAUUUUGGUCAUCUCUAAGUACAACAUUGGAAAAAAGUUUCCUGGUGAAUGUGGGCCUCAGCUCUUAGUCCACUGUGCAAAUUGAAUAGAUUGCAGUCAUUAGUCAUUAUGUUUGCUCCCUUGACAGCAGCACUUGGUUACCUGACUUAGAACAAUUUCUAAGUUAAAGAAUAAAAGUUCUAAGUUUAAGACAGAAGUUUAACUGUACCAACAAAGCUAUGGUGAACCUUCA